Molecule: messenger RNA, 2206 nt
Organism: Drosophila arizonae
Lineage: Eukaryota; Metazoa; Arthropoda; Insecta; Diptera; Drosophilidae
Gene: Aef1
Product: Adult enhancer factor 1
Biological process (GO): regulation of transcription by RNA polymerase II
Molecular function (GO): DNA-binding transcription factor activity, RNA polymerase II-specific; RNA polymerase II cis-regulatory region sequence-specific DNA binding
Source: RefSeq, a predicted model, not a curated record
AGCUGGAGAGAAAGAGGAGGCUUAUGAUGCAUAUCAAGAGCCUGCCACACGCACAUCAGGCCGCUGCGGCAAUGAGCAAUUGCGACAUUGUGAUUGUUGCCGCGCAACCGCAGACCACGAGCGCCAACAACAACAACAAUGACACUGUUACACAGGCCAGCCAUGUCAGCCAUGUGGCAGCUGUGCAACAACAACAGCAGCAGCAGCAACAACAACAACAGCAGCAGCAACAACAACAACAGCAGCAGCAACAACACAAUCAACAGCAACAACAGCCGCCCGCGCCCACAGAUGUAUCCCUUCCCUUCAUGCAUUUGAGCGGAAUUUCAGCGGAGGCUCACAGUGCCGCUCAAGCGGCCGCAAUGGCAGCUGCGCAGGCCGCGGCAGCGCAAGCCGCCGCUGCGGAUCAACAGCAGCCAACAGCACAACCUGCACCACCAACGUCGCACACGCUGGCCCAUCUCGUGGCCAAUGCUACGCACAGUCCCACGCUUGGUGAGACGCACUACGUCACCAACGGCCACUCAAACAAUGAGCAUUCGGGCGAGGGCAACGGAUCGAGCGGCAGCGGUGGCGGCCGGGAACCAGAAAAGCCGUUCCAUUGCACGGUGUGCGAUAGACGAUUUCGCCAGCUGAGCACACUGACCAACCACGUAAAGAUCCAUACGGGCGAGAAGCCCUACAAAUGCAAUGUGUGUGAUAAGACGUUCCGUCAAUCGUCGACACUGACGAAUCAUUUGAAAAUUCAUACCGGCGAAAAACCGUACAACUGCAACUACUGUCCCAAGCAUUUCCGUCAGCUGAGCACAUUGGCCAAUCAUGUCAAGAUUCAUACGGGUGAAAAGCCGUUCGAAUGCGUGAUAUGCAAGAAACAAUUCCGGCAAUCGAGCACGCUCAACAAUCACAUAAAGAUCCAUGUCAUGGACAAGGUCUACGUUCCUGUCAAGAUCAAAACGGAGGAGGACGAGGGGUGACUAGGACGCAUGGCGUUGGCGCAACAUCAUCAUCUCCAGCAGCAGCAGCAGCAACAACAGCAACAGCAGCAGCAACAACAUCAACAGUCGUCAACGCCAUCCCAACAACAGCAACAACAACAACACCACCUCGAACAUCAGCGUGGAGUUACCAUUACGACGCUCCCGUCUACUACGACAGUGGCGCAACAUCAGCAACAACAACAACAGCAACAGCAGCAACAAUCGCAUCUACAGCCCUCGCAUGGCAAUGGCAGCUCGCCGCAUCAUCAUUUCAAUGUAGCCGCCUUGGGUGAUUUAUCCGGGGCGAUGCAACUGGGCGCCGUAACGGCCGAUGGUAAUUUUGUGACCAUGGGCGGCGUUGUAGUUGGUCGCAUUCAGCAUCCGCGCAGCGAGGAGCUGCAUCAUCUGGGCGUCAUCAAAGUGGAAUCGCCAACAAAUGGCAUUGUCAAUGUGGCAGCGGCUGCCCAACGUGACGGAUGAGUCGAUAGGCUGCUCCUCGAGCCAAUGCUCAAGGAGCUCGUUGAGCUGAAUGAUAUUGCGUAUGUGGAACUGGAGCACGAUCAGCCGCAACAGCAACAGCAGCAACGACGACGACGGCGACGUCGCCACGAAACAUAGACUGUCAACUGGCUAUUGUUGUCGUUGUUGUCGCUGUUGUCGUUGUUGUUGCUUUCGGUGUAUACGCUUACGUUGUUGUUAGUUGUUUAAUUGUAGCGAAACCUUGUUGUUGUUAAGAUUUAAUCGUAACUGAGAACUUACCGAGAUGAAUUAUCAGGCUCAACGCUGGCUAGCACUCAUCGAUUUCUAGCUCUUGAGUCUUAGCGGAAAAGUAUGUGUUAUAUAAGCGUAUUAGAAAACUGAGAUGUUAGCUGCAGCUAAGCCUGAAUAUGUAUAGCAAAACGCUUCAAUAGUAGCUAAAAGAGAGGAUAUCGUAACCAACAGCAGCUAGCGCUCCAUGGCCUAAAAAGCAAAACGAAUGAUCAGAAAUAGAAAGCACUCAACUUACACACACAUACACACACGCAUUCACAAUCACUUAACGAGGCAAUAGGUUUACAACAAGCUCCCUCUCAACCUUCUAACUAUACAUAUACACACACAUAUACAUUUAAUAGCUAACUAACUGUAACUGGUAGCGCAAAACUCCUAAACAAAAAACAAAAAAUAGAAAGAAAGAAAGAAUGAAGUUCAUUGAUAAGCAAAAAGUCAUUUCGUUUAAGUUGAAAGUU